Colius striatus (speckled mousebird) is the source of this 6480-nucleotide messenger RNA. It is a transcript of the gene FOSL2, whose product is annotated as FOS like 2, AP-1 transcription factor subunit. The coding region runs from base 247 to 1218 and encodes 323 amino acids. Gene Ontology annotation, cellular component: nucleus. Gene Ontology annotation, molecular function: RNA polymerase II cis-regulatory region sequence-specific DNA binding; DNA-binding transcription factor activity, RNA polymerase II-specific. The record is from RefSeq and is a predicted model, not a curated record. The transcript is spliced from 5 exons. Lineage: Eukaryota; Metazoa; Chordata; Aves; Coliiformes; Coliidae. Gene Ontology annotation, biological process: regulation of transcription by RNA polymerase II.
GGCGCGAUCCCCGAGUCCCCGUGCCGUUCCCCCAACCCCCUCGGCGGCGGCAGGUGGGAGGCUCCGCGCUGGCAAGCCUUUUUUUUUUGGUGUGUUUGUUCCUCUCCUUUCCGUGACAAGCGUUGAGAGGCAAAAGGCAAGAGCCGAAGAGGUCGGGAGGGAGAAGGGGGCGGGGAGACGGGCGAGGGAGCGGCGGGUGUCGGUGCGGAAGGCGGGGACGCGGCUCCCCCGGCCCGACCUCGGACCAUGUACCAGGACUACCCCGGGAACUUCGACACCUCCUCCAGAGGCAGCAGCGGCUCUCCGGGACAUCCCGAGACCUACUCCAGCGGCGCAGCCCAGCAGAAAUUUCGAGUAGAUAUGCCAGGAUCAGGCAGUGCUUUUAUCCCUACAAUCAACGCCAUCACAACCAGCCAAGACCUGCAGUGGAUGGUCCAGCCCACCGUCAUCACCUCCAUGUCAAGCCCUUACUCUCGCUCACACCCCUACAGCCACCCGCUGCCCCCGCUGUCUUCGGUGGCCGGACACACAGCCCUUCAGCGACCUGGUGUGAUCAAAACCAUCGGGACCACCGUGGGCCGGAGACGAAGAGAUGAGCAGCUGUCGCCCGAGGAAGAAGAGAAGCGAAGGAUCCGGAGAGAGAGGAACAAGCUGGCAGCUGCUAAGUGUCGUAACAGGCGUCGAGAGCUAACAGAGAAACUCCAGGCGGAAACUGAAGUACUGGAGGAGGAGAAGUCGGUGCUGCAAAAAGAAAUCGCUGAGCUCCAGAAGGAGAAGGAGAAGCUGGAGUUUAUGCUGGUGGCUCACAGCCCUGUGUGCAAAAUCAGCCCCGAGGAACGUCGGAGCCCACCAUCCAGCAGCCUCCAGAGCGUUCGGACUGGAGCAAGCGGAGCGGUGGUGGUGAAGCAGGAGCCUGUGGAGGAAGAGAUCCCAUCUUCCUCUUUGGUCCUUGACAAAGCCCAGAGGUCUGUCAUUAAGCCCAUCAGCAUUGCUGGAGGUUUUUAUGGGGAAGAGGCACUCAACACUCCCAUCGUGGUGACCUCAACACCAGCCAUCACUCCUGGCUCUUCCAACUUGGUGUUCACCUACCCCAAUGUGUUGGAUCAGGAGUCUCCUCUCUCCCCAUCCGAGUCCUGCUCCAAAGCUCACCGGAGGAGCAGCAGCAGUGGUGACCAGUCCUCGGAUUCCUUGAACUCUCCCACCUUGCUGGCGUUGUAAUCCCUCUGUGGCCCCCCAUUUUGCCAGUGUGUUACAUCCCCCACGAGAACCAUGGGGGAAGCCCACCUCCAUGGGAUUAGAGACAGGCACAGGAUCGUUCAAGCACAAGGGCAGCAAGAACAAGGGUGGGGAAGUGCUGCAGCUCCAGGAAGGAGAGUGAGGACCAACGCCAGCUUCUCGGAGGCAGGAAAUGGCAAGGCUGGGACUGAUGUGCCAGGACUGUAUGGGGAGAAUGAUUUCCUCUCUGUAGGGAUUUCCUAUGAAAGCUUCUCCAUGGCUGUAGUGGACUUGGGGCGCACUCCUGGCCAGGACUGAAGGCGAGCUGUAGACAGUUGCUAGUCGUCCCUUUCCUUUGUGAAUUGAUCUGAUCGGUUGUGCUCUGUGCUUAGAUCAUUCUGGUUAGUUGAUCUUAACAACUUCUCUCUCUCUCUCUCUCUCUCUCUCUCUUAUCAUUUCCAAUGUUGUCGAUCCCAUGACAUUUCAUCCAGUUGCUCUGAACUCUAAAAGCUUAUUAGGAUCUUUCCUCUUGGGAAAGGCUGUGGGAAAUACAGAGAGUUGCCUUCACAAGAGGGAGAUUGCUGGGAGGAUAGACCUGGGAGAGGGGAGACCAAGAGGAUGAGGGCUCAGCAGCAAGGGUAGAGCUUGUAACUCUGGCCUGAGUCACAGAGACAGCAAAUGGAGAUGGCAGGAGGCUCACACUGAAGCCUUUAUUUUUUAAGAUGUAGGUUUAUUCAUCCCCUUGGGCUCCUCAAAAAAAACCAAGUUAGCAUCUCAGGGCCAAAGUCGCAUCAGAAAAGCUUCUGGGCUGGCACUUACUAGUGUCUUUGGCAGGGAUUUACUCCGGUUUGGUGGAUAUCAAAUCUGCUGCUUGUUUACUUUUCCUGGGCUGCCUGCUGUCUAGGGAGCAUUGCAUCUUCCUUCCCAUCAAGGCUCUUGACUCAGAGGCUGAUUUCUUCCUGUUAGUAAAUCCUCCCCUCCCCUUGGCCAUAUUUGCAAAACAUGCCAUUGAAAAAGGCGGCACCAUGUGCCUGUAAAUCUAGGAUGGAGACUGGCAGCAGGUUAGAGGAUGAAACUAGCUGGCUGUACCUUUGCUGACCUUUUCAUUGUUGGGAAACAAAGCAGCACACAUCCACCAGUUGAUACUAGCUGGUUGUUUGCUCAGAGAUUCUGAAUUUCUGGCACUGGGGGGAAGGCAGGGGUCCAGCCUUCAGCACAGCACAGGCUGCAAGGUGCUCUGGACCAUGCCCAGAUGGCAUGGUUGAAGUGAUGACUUGUUUGAACUCUAUUCAUAACUCUGGUUAUGAAUAACAAAUUGAUGGCAGAGGCAAAUCAAUUACCAUUAUUUGCACCUCAGUCUCUGGCUUCUGUUCUUGUUGCAUUGUAAUUCAUGCUGUUUUGUUGAGAUUGAUUGGCCUGAAGACAAAAAGAUCAGAGGGCUUUUUGCCUCAGCCCUGGGUCCUUGUCUUCUCCAAUGUGUGGGCUCAGCUGCUACUAUUAAGUGCUCAUGGAGGGCACAGGCUCUCCUGCGCUGAUGUUCACUACUGAAAUAGUUAAUGUGUGUAACUCAUUCCCUCUUGGAGCCAGGCACAGCUCCUGUUGAUGUCAAGGCACUGACAGACCCUCACUAUGUGCACACUAGGAUUGCCCAGCUUGCCAGCUAAGCUGCUUAGGGGAUAGAUAGCCCUUUGGCCCUGCCUCUUGAAGCUGUGGUGGCAGCUAUAUGUUCCAGUGUGAUACUUUCUUCUUCUUAUAUAUAUAUAUGUAUAUGUAUAUAUAUAAUUUUUUAAUCAACUGAAACCAGGGUAUUUCUUGGUCAGGCUGGACCUGGAGAAAUGCAAUAUGCAAUUAUAGAGCCAGUCCCAUGAGAUGCUGAACUGCUGCAGUCCCCACCGACUCCACUGGGAAUUAAUAGGGUUCAGUCUUGUGGAACCUGGCCUUUACUCAGCAGGGCUGGCCUCUCUCAAACUCUGGCCACAUGAUUCCUUGAAUCAUUUCAAAGGGACACUACUUUGUCUCUAAAGGCAGGCUUUGCUUUUUGGAUUAUAUUAUUUUUAAACCCAGGUGUUUGCCAAACCUGCCAGAGACAGAAAGACAUGAAUGAUCUUUUUGCUUCAUAAAGCUGAUUGGGAUUGUUGCAUAAACACAUCCAUUGUUAUACUAGUGCUAGAGGUUUCAAAUCAGGCUUACACAGUAAAGAAAACUGAUAAAGGAGUUAUCUUGUCCUAAUGUGAACAUCAAAAAUUUAUUUUUUAGUAAAGUAGAUCUUAAGCUUCCCAUAGUACAGAGGGUGCUGUUUUCAUGGGAUUUUAUCUAGAUGAUAUCACUUUAGGUGAAACUGCUGCCUCUGUAUCUGCCUCUGUUUUGCCAGAUGCUUGUUUGGGCCAGUCUGGAUUGAGAAUCUAAAGCUGUUCAAUAAAAUGUCAUGUCAUUUCUACCCACUUUUUGAGCAGAAUGCAACAUUAAGAAGGGGUGAAUCCUAAAGUGAUAACACCUACUUUGAGGCCAGCUGACCAGCAUCACUGUGUCCCCAGAGAUCAGGAGCAUUCCUACUGGGGCUGAGAUCAGGAGCCUUCCGACUAGGGGUUUUGGGAAGUCCAGUGCCUCCUCAAACCCCAGGAAGCCUAACUCCUGCUUGAACAAGAAAAAGCUACCUUUGCUUUUGCUCACUGAAUCAUUGCCAAAAGGAGCUGCAGCUGGCCCUCGCCCCUGCCUGCGGCCUUGUCAUUGACCUUCUCAGAGGCAGGACAGGAUGGUCCCCUUAGCUGUGUUGUGACACUGAUGGGAGCCAUGUGAAACUGCCCAGAAAAGGGGAUUAUUUCCUACCAUCUGGAAAAAGCCCCAAAUACCUACCUUGUGCCUGCUUGUUCUGUCCAUCACAUCUUCAGAGGGUGUCUGUGUUGGGAUCUCUGGUCUCCCGCCUUCUGUAUUUUGUGCAUCAGCCCUACUUCUGUUUAGUUUCUGGCAGACGGGUACAACUCGAGCUCUGCUGCUAUUUUGGCCUGGCCUGCAUUCUCCUUUUCAGGUUUACUGGUGUGCUUUUGGGGGGUUGGCUGUCUUCUCCAUCUCCAAAAUGGUAUUUUCCAUGAGAACCUUACCCGCUGAUUUCUAAAUGUAGUGUCUCUGUGUUCUGUAUGUAAUUGGGGUGCAGGAGCUGUUGCAACUAGUGUCUGACCAAGAAAAAAGCCCAGGGAAUUUCAUCUGGUAUUAGGUCAAUGUCUAGCGACAGGCCUAGUGAAGCCUCUAACUACAUCUUAAAUUAAUCAGUGCCAAACUGUGAGCAGCAGUAGCAGCUGCAUUGAAGGAAACAUUCAGCUUCCAGGUGAUGUUUGUCAUUCCGGUUUUGCUCUCGUUCCUCUUUAACCCUUCCCAGUUGGGGCGCGUUGCCUUCAUCCAUUCCUUUCUCGUAGGUGUGGAGACUGGGUAAGUCUCAAACUGCUUGUGGUGUAAUGGGAUUUGGGACCAACAUGCUGGGGACAGUAGCUCUCUGUUGUGUUUUAAUAAUUAUUAUUUAAAUGAUCUAUUUAGUUCAUCUGAACCUUUAAUUUUGCUGCUUACUGUAUGUAGGAUCCACCUGGCCUUCAUCCUAAAUGAAAAGAAAAAACAAAAUGAAAACAAACCUAAGAUACCCCCCUCCUGCCUGGUAUCUUAUUAUUUAUUGGCAGGCAGCCGUCUUGUGCCUGCUGCAGCAGAUUUGCCCGCCAUUAAUUUAACAUCCUCCCAACUCACAUUCCUGGUGUUUGGUUGAUGCUUUUUUUUUUUUUCCCUUUUUGUUGUUGAGGUUUCUUUUUAAUUCUAAAACAGACUUCUGAAAUGUAAGAAAUCUUAUCAUUAUGACACUUACAAGUUCAUUUUCAUUAGGAAGGCCAAGUCAAAUAUUUUAAGAGGUGGGGGGAACAGUCUAAGUUUUAUUUCUUAUUUAUUUAUCAUGUUUACAUCUUUUUUUUUUUUUCUGUUCAAGACUUGGAUAUAAUAAAGCAUUAAAAAUAUUCCAAUCUUCUUUUUUUAGGCUAAUAUUUUUUUUUUCAGUUCUUUAAAUAAGAGAUUCUGGAUUUUGUUGUUGUCUGUAUAAAAUGUAAAAAGAGAUAUGUUUCUAAAGAUGCAUUAUCAUUCCUAUGUGAACAGUAGAUGGAGUUGAGGACAAAUCUCAGAAUACAAGAUAAUAAUAAAAUCCCAUCCUGUUUUACUUAAUUGUUCCCCUCCUAUCCUGUAUGAUUAAAGGGUUAUUCCACUUUCUUGUUUGUGGUUACUUGAUAUUAAAACCGUAUUAAAAUGUGUAGAAAAUAGGUAUCCAAUUGUUUUUGCUCAGUGAGAGGAUAAACUGUUGUAUAUAUCUUGGUAUACUGUGUAGUUCAAAGUAACAUCAAUAAGGGAUAGUGCAUCUUUAUUAGAGCGAUAAGUUACUAGUGUCACUGAAGUCUGCUUUAAGAUCCUCAGAUACAGAAAGGGCCUGAUUCUCAUUCCACUCUCCUAGGGGCAAACUGAAAGCAUCGGUACCGUUUCGUUGCUGCAAAGCGGGUGUCAGAGGUAGAAACAAGCCUCAGUGAUUAAUAGGUGACCAUGAGGAUUAUUGAAGGUUUUGGGGGCACCAUUAUCUUUUUUCCUUUUCUUUUUUUUUCCUCAAAAGUUUUAGACUGUGGUUUGAGGGGUUUUUUCUUUUUCUCGUCUCUUCUUUUUUUGUCUGCGGUAAAAUAAUUUCUGCCGAGGAGUUUCUUAAAGGUGACUGCUGAAUUGGGACCCUUCUUUACUCUUCGUGAUCUUGGUAUUGUUCUUGCAGUCCUGGAGAAUCUCAGCUCUGAGGUGUUCUCUCGGGUGUUGUCUCUUCUGUUCUUAUUUUACUGAAUUACAGGCCUACAGUAUUUGCACUAAAACAAAAAGCUUGUUAGAGAAAGCUUGCUGCUAUGAAAGAAAGAACAUAUUAAAAUGGUUUUGCUUUUACGAUUUUAACUGAGUAGCAUUUUGUAGAAUAAAAUCAAUUUAGACUGAAAAGAAAAAUUGACUUUUCCUUUUUUCCUUUGCACCUUCCUUUCCCCGUACUCCUUUCUUUUCCUCCCGUUCCUCGGCGGUGUGAUGUUCCCCCCUUUCUCCUUUGGUGCUCAGUUGUAAUGAUUGGCUGUAUUGUUGACUAUGCUGCUGAGAGUUAUGACACUUGUAAAUCUUGUUUUAAUGACAUUGUGGACACUCUUUUGUAUAGCAAGAGCUAACUGGAGUUCUCUCUGUUAAUUGAAGUCAUUAAAAAGCUCCCUUUGCCAUGAACAAUUAAAA